AUGGUUUAUAGGUCAAAGAUGCGGCCCCCACUGGGUGGCCUCAUCUCCAUUGUUUCCCCUCACACGAGAAGACGUCACGUUUCCGUUUCUCAGCGCGUUUUGGAAGAGGUAAUUGCUUGGGAAGAAGGUAGCGUGGUCGAAACGGCGAACACUGAAGUGCACGUUGGUGGGAAAUUGCCCAACUAUCAGAAUAGAUUCUAUGCAGAUUUUGGUUGGGCUGGCCCACAGUCUACAGACACACACAUAAACUGCCCUAAUGUUGCCUUUGUUUAA
Sphenostylis stenocarpa is the source of this 273-nucleotide messenger RNA. NCBI's taxonomy places the organism in Eukaryota, Viridiplantae, Streptophyta, Magnoliopsida, Fabales, Fabaceae. The record is from the annotation of a GenBank genome assembly.